Acinonyx jubatus (cheetah) is the source of this 1783-nucleotide messenger RNA. It is a transcript of the gene HNRNPAB, whose product is annotated as heterogeneous nuclear ribonucleoprotein A/B. The coding region runs from base 245 to 1243 and encodes 332 amino acids. Lineage: Eukaryota; Metazoa; Chordata; Mammalia; Carnivora; Felidae. The record is from RefSeq and is a predicted model, not a curated record. The transcript is spliced from 8 exons. Gene Ontology annotation, molecular function: RNA binding. Gene Ontology annotation, cellular component: nucleoplasm. Gene Ontology annotation, biological process: regulation of gene expression.
CACGAGUCGGCAUUGUCAGGCGGCGGCACCGCGCGGGCCCGAGCGAGCUGUGUUGAUCGGUGGUCUCCGUGCGGCGCGGCGGAGGAGUGGGACGCGAGGUCGCGGCAGCUCCGUCGGCGGACGGAGGCGAGGCCCGGCAGCGCGGGCGUGAGCGCGGCCGAGCCCGCGGCGCCUUCCCUGCGGGUGGGGACGAGCGGGCCCCGCGGCGUCAUCGGCGCGAGGAGCCGCCGCGCCCCGGCCUAGCAUGUCGGAAGCGGGUGAGGAGCAGCCCAUGGAGACCACGGGCGCCACCGAGAACGGACACGAGGCCGCCCCCGAAGGCGAGUCGCCGGCGGGGGCGGGCACCGGGGCCGCGGCGGGCGCCGGAGGCGGGAGCACGGCGCCCCCGGCCGGCAACCAGAACGGUGCCGAGGGCGACCAGAUCAACGCCAGCAAGAACGAGGAGGACGCGGGAAAAAUGUUCGUUGGUGGCCUGAGCUGGGAUACCAGCAAAAAGGACCUAAAGGAUUAUUUUACCAAAUUUGGAGAGGUCGUUGACUGUACAAUAAAAAUGGACCCCAACACUGGCCGGUCAAGAGGGUUUGGGUUUAUCCUCUUCAAAGAUGCAGCCAGUGUGGAGAAGGUCCUAGACCAGAAGGAACACAGACUGGAUGGCCGUGUCAUUGACCCCAAAAAGGCAAUGGCCAUGAAGAAGGACCCGGUAAAGAAAAUUUUUGUGGGGGGUCUGAAUCCUGAAGCCACUGAGGAGAAGAUCAGAGAAUACUUUGGCGAGUUUGGGGAGAUUGAGGCCAUUGAGCUUCCAAUGGAUCCAAAAACGAACAAAAGACGAGGCUUUGUUUUCAUCACCUUCAAAGAAGAGGAACCUGUGAAGAAGGUCCUGGAGAAAAAGUUCCACACCAUCAGUGGAAGUAAGUGUGAAAUCAAGGUGGCCCAGCCCAAAGAGGUGUAUCAGCAGCAGCAGUAUGGCUCUGGGGGCCGCGGGAACCGCAACCGAGGGAACCGAGGCAGUGGCGGUGGUGGCGGAAGCGGAGGUCAGAGUCAGAGUUGGAAUCAGGGCUACGGCAACUACUGGAACCAGGGCUACGGCUACCAGCAGGGCUACGGGCCCGGCUAUGGCGGCUACGACUACUCGCCCUAUGGCUAUUACGGCUACGGCCCCGGCUACGACUACAGUCAGGGUAGUACAAAUUACGGGAAGAGCCAGCGACGCGGUGGCCAUCAGAAUAACUACAAGCCGUACUGAGGCUUCGGCAGGAUGCCCGACCGAUCGCACACGCUUUGUUUGGAUAUUGAGUGAACACAAUUAUGUACCAAAUUUAACUUGGCAUACUUUCUAUGGCCUGUCCCAUGUGCAUCUUAUUUAAAAUUUCCCCCCUGGAAAUCACUUUCCUGUUGACUACUUCCAGAGCUCUAGUUGUUGUAGGCAGCGUGUGGGGUCUCUGAGGCCAGAGCGGCAUUAUGGGCUGAUUUUAUUCCCGGGUUACCCAGAGCCAGAUUGGAGGGUCUGCUUCCUGCUGCCGCUCUGCAGCCUGGACCUGUGGACCCUGGUUGUAAAGAGUAAACUGUAUCUUAGGAAACCAGUGUCACCUUUUUUUCACCUUUUAAUUUUAUAUUAUUUGUGUCAUACAUUUCCUGUUAAUGGAAGUGUUAAUUUUACUGUACUUUUUGGUACCUUUUGGGAAUCUAAUGUAUUGUAAGGUAUUUUACACGUGUCCUGAUUUUGCCACGACCUGGAUAUUGAAGCUAUCCAAGCUUUUGAAAUAAAAAUUUAAAAACCCCCAAA